Punica granatum (pomegranate) is the source of this 1372-nucleotide messenger RNA. Lineage: Eukaryota; Viridiplantae; Streptophyta; Magnoliopsida; Myrtales; Lythraceae. The record is from RefSeq and is a predicted model, not a curated record.
UCAUCGAACUAUUAAUGCGUCAUCCAACACUAAAUAACAAGAAACUGUAUUCUUUCUCUCACUCCCAGAACUGUUUAAAUUAUUCAUUCCACUUCAAUCUCCGGACGCUUUCUUUAUCAAUUAGGUUGCCCUAGAAAGAGAGAGGCAAGUUCGUAACGAAAUUGGUAAUUUGAUCAGCUUUGUACAAGUAGAAGGGUAAAGGAAUCUCCACCCAGCGCCAUGGCUAACCCUUGGUGGACAGCCCAAGUGGGCCUGCCUCCGGGCCUCGAACCUCCAGGGACCUCACCCUUAUUAAGCAAGCGCGAUCUCGAAAUAUCCCCAAUCGGAAAUGGAGAAAGAAGUGGGAUUACCCGUGCUGAUGAUGAUGAUGAUGAUAUGGACAACAACAAUGGCGAGCCCAAGGAGGGUGCGGUUGAGGUCGGAACCCGUAGACCAAGAGGCCGCCCGGCCGGGUCCAAGAACAAGCCAAAGCCGCCGAUCUUCGUGACUAGGGAUAGCCCAAGCACCCUAAAGAGCCACGUGAUGGAGGUGGCUGGAGGUGCUGAUGUCUUGGAAAGUAUGGCCAUCUUCGCCCGGAAGCGCCAAAGAGGGGUUUGUGUCCUGAGCGGAAGUGGCGCCGUAGCUAAUGUGACACUGAGGCAGGCGGUUGGCCCCGGAGCCGCGGUGGCACUGCACGGACGAUUCGAGAUCCUUUCCCUGACAGGGACCUUCCUUCCAGGUCCUGCACCUCCUGGAUCGACAGGGCUCACGAUUUAUUUAGCCGGAGGACAGGGCCAAGUAGUAGGUGGUUCUGUGGUCGGAUCGCUCACUGCAGCAGGUCCCGUCAUGAUAAUAGCCGCAACUUUUGCCAAUGCCACUUAUGAAAGAUUGCCCCUACCAGAGGAGGAUGAAGAUAACAAAGGAGGGCAAGCUCGGGCUGCCGGUUCAGGUGGAUCGCCGCCUGCAGAGAGUAGUAACGGUACCGGACUGCCUCCUCCAAAAGUUGUUCCUGACCAUCCACACCUACAAGCCUACAGCUUGCCCCCGAAUGUCGUUGCCAAUGGUACUAUUGGCCAUGAUGCUUUUGUUAGCUGGGCUCAUGUUCGACCGCCGUUCUAACAAUCAGGUAAAAAAUAAAAGGACUGGCGCAAUUCGACUGUGUUGAAAUAAUAAGUUUUAUAGAUGGAAAGGAGUCGAGAGAUAUAUAUGUAUUGAAGAAAACCUUGAGAUCAGAUACUCACUGUAUAUGAAUCUUCCUCUCUGUUUUGCCUCCGUGUGUUCGCAAUAAGGAUUAUCUUCCUCUCACUUUCCCUAGUAAUGUUUUAUUGCUAAUAAGUGAUUGUUUUAAAUUAAUAAAAAAGAAAAAGAAAAAGUCGAUUUCUGUGAUUUUUAA